UAUUCCGAGCAACUUUUUCUCUCCCGCCUUAUUAGUGAUCAAAAUGUCUGUUGUUUUACCGAGAUCACGUUCGCGAUCCAAAUCAAGAUCACGCUCAAGAUCCCGCUCGAGAUCAAGAUCCAAAAGUCCCAGCAGCAAGAUAGCAAAGGCAAAAAAACCAAGAGCAAAGAGAACAGCUCGACGUCCUGCUGCAGCACAUCCACCGUACAUUGACAUGGUCGUCACCGCCAUCACUGCGAUGAAGGAGCGAGGUGGUUCCUCGAGGCAGGCCAUUGAGAAAUACAUUAAAGCAAACAACAGAAUCACUGGAGAUCCAUCUCCGCAUCUAAAGAUGGCUUUGAAGCGCGGCGUGCAGACUGGCAAGCUGAUACACACCAAAGGCACUGGUGCUUCGGGAUCCUUUAAAGUUGGAAAAGUACCUGCCGCGCCAAGGAAGAAACCAGGGAAGAAGAAAGCAGUCACUAAAAAGCCAAGAAAAAAGGCUGGCACGCCUAAGAAGCGAACAACGAAAAAGACAACCGCUAAGAAAGCUACGAAGAAGAGGAAGAAGACUCCAACCAAGAAGGGAAAGUCUCCAGCCAAGAAGAUAACUGCAGCAAAGAAACCUAAAACAAAGACUGCUGCAAAGAAAAAGACAAAGAGCCCCAAAAAGCGAGCUACUCCUAAAAAGAAGACAGCCAAGAAGACCAAAGCCAAGACCAAGAAGUAGAAAGGAACAAAAAAAAUUAAAAAACGGCUUCUUUAGAAGCCACCAAAUAAAAAGAAAGAAAUGACCAACGAAAG
Molecule: messenger RNA, 783 nt
Organism: Stylophora pistillata
Lineage: Eukaryota; Metazoa; Cnidaria; Anthozoa; Scleractinia; Pocilloporidae
Biological process (GO): nucleosome assembly
Cellular component (GO): nucleosome
Molecular function (GO): DNA binding; structural constituent of chromatin
Source: RefSeq, a predicted model, not a curated record